Molecule: messenger RNA, 549 nt
Organism: Strongylus vulgaris
Lineage: Eukaryota; Metazoa; Nematoda; Chromadorea; Rhabditida; Strongylidae
Source: the annotation of a GenBank genome assembly
AUGGUUCCUGUCGCAACUCGCCCUUCGAUGAAUCUUGCCUCGGGCGAGAAGCUAUGGUCAAACAUCUUUCAACAGAAAGUUCCCGAUGAUCAGAAGCUCGCCUUCCAAAAACUCAUACAAGAGCUUGUCGAACAGCAAAAAGCUGUACAGAAAUUAUGGAAAUAUGUGGUCCUAUUUAUUCUUAUCGGCCUUCUAGCAUUAAUUUUCUUCUAUUUUCUUACAUGUUGGUCAGACUAUUUGGGCCUGCUUGAGACCAAGUAUAUCAUUCGAGCCGAGAUCUACGAAUCAGAAUCGCCGACUUGCUUGAUGGUUUCCGUUAAAGCGCUCGGGGAACCGUCUUCACAAAUGAUUGAAAAAGCUGCUGGACUUAUGGGCAUCGUUGCUUUCGUCAUGCUUUUCAAGGGUGUUCGCUUGGGUUGGAAUAUUUGGAAAGUACGCGAGGCUACUGUCAGUCCCGAAGAUCUGCAGAAUAAUCCGAUAGAAGUAUUAGCACAUACACUUCGCAAGGAUUUCCUAAACCACAUAGCUGAGUCGGGCCUACUGUGUUAA